This is a messenger RNA of Rhodamnia argentea, 1961 nucleotides long. Its product is annotated as protein DETOXIFICATION 49. The transcript has 2 exons. Gene Ontology annotation, molecular function: antiporter activity; xenobiotic transmembrane transporter activity. Gene Ontology annotation, biological process: xenobiotic detoxification by transmembrane export across the plasma membrane. NCBI's taxonomy places the organism in Eukaryota, Viridiplantae, Streptophyta, Magnoliopsida, Myrtales, Myrtaceae. Gene Ontology annotation, cellular component: membrane. The record is from RefSeq and is a predicted model, not a curated record. The coding region runs from base 58 to 1698 and encodes 546 amino acids.
UCUCUCUCUCUCUCAAGCUUUCUGGAGAGUUUGUGAUCAGCCACACAAAUCAACACAAUGUGUCAACAAACAUCUCCUCCUUUCUUCUGCAAAUGCGAGAAGGACAAGAACUCAUCUUGUUACCUUCUGUCGAUGGGGGACCCGGGCAUUGAUUCCGAAGUGAACACUCCCUUAGUCCUCAAGACCUCACCAACUCUCCAGCCGUCCAACAGUGCCCCUUUCCCGCUCUCGCCGGCCGUCAAGGAGGCCAGGUCCAUCUCCCGCAUCGCCCUCCCCAUGAUCCUCACCGGCCUCCUCCUCUACUCCCGCUCCAUGAUCUCGAUGCUCUUCCUUGGCCACCUUGGCGACCUCGCCCUCGCCGGCGGUGCCCUCGCAGUCGGGUUCGCCAACAUCACCGGCUACUCCGUCCUCUCCGGCCUCGCUAUGGGCAUGGAGACCAUCUGCGGUCAGGCCUUUGGUGCCAAGCGGCUUUCCGUCUUAGGCCUCACCCUCCAAAGGACCGUCCUCUUGCUCCUCCUGACCUCGAUCCCCAUCUCUCUCCUCUGGCUCAACAUGAAGUCCAUCCUGCUCUUUUGCGGCCAGGACGAGUCCAUCUCGGCCCAAGCUCACUCCUAUCUUCUCUACUCAGUCCCUGACCUUUUGGCUCAAUCUCUGCUUCACCCUCUGAGGAUCUACCUCAGGAGCCAAUCCAUCACCCUCCCGCUCACCAUCUGUGCCUCUCUCUCCAUCCUCCUCCACAUACCCAUAAACUACUUCCUCGUCUUCCACCUCGACCUCGGCAUCAAGGGCGUCGCGCUUAGCGCCGUCUGGACCAACUUCAACCUCGUGGCGUCUCUGGUGAUUUAUAUCGUCUUCUCUGGCGUCCACAUGGACACCUGGGGCGGCUUCUCAUUAGAGUGCUUCAGGGAAUGGAGGCCCCUCAUCAGCCUCGCUGUCCCAAGCUGCGUCUCGGUGUGCCUCGAGUGGUGGUGGUACGAGAUCAUGAUCCUGCUUUGCGGCCUCUUGCUUAACCCUAGGGCGACCGUCGCAUCAAUGGGGAUACUGAUACAGACAACAGCGUUCAUCUACAUAUUCCCAUCGUCACUCAGCUUCAGCGUGUCAACAAGGGUCGGGAAUGAGCUCGGUGCAAACCGCCCUGCAAGGGCGCAGCUCGCGGCUGCCGUCGGGCUCGGGUUCAGCUUUGCCCUAGGUUUCUCGGCGCUGCUCUUCGCCGUGGCGAUGAGGAACCACUGGGCCAGGAUGUUCACCGCAGAUCAUGACAUCAUAGCAUUGACAUCAACGGUGCUGCCGAUCAUUGGGCUGUGCGAGCUCGGGAACUGCCCGCAGACGACUGGCUGCGGCGUGCUGCGAGGGAGCGCAAGGCCCAAGAUUGGCGCUAACAUAAACUUGGGGUGUUUCUACCUGGUCGGGACACCAGUAGCAGUUGCGCUUGCAUUCUACUGCCAGGUCGACUUCGCAGGUUUGUGGCUGGGGCUUUUGGCGGCACAAGCGUCGUGCUUGCUGAGCAUGUUGGUGGUGCUAGGGCGAACGGACUGGGAACACCAGGCCAUGAGAGCUCAAGAGCUCACCAAGGCCAAGGCUUGUGAUGCUGUAGACGACGGGGCUGAUGAAAUCGAGGAAGAAGAGAAGAAUAAGAAGAAGAAGAUGAGGCACAGUAAUGGUGAACUCGAGGACGAUGAUGAUACUUCACCCGUCUGAUUAAAAAUUUCUGCUUUUGACGUUCUCACCGCUUCUUCAUUUGUCAUUUUUUCCUCAUUUCUCUUUGGGGUUUUCCUGGGUCAAUCAUGUAUUCUAGGGAUGUACAUUUUGGAGAGAGAGAGAGAAGGAGAGAAGAGGAGGCGAGAAACUGGGAUUAGGUCAUUGAAUCACGAUUCUGACAUAAACUGCAACUUGCAUGCUGAGUCACUCCAAAUUUAAUUGCAUUCAAUUACCUGCAUUUUCCUCUGCAAUUUCGCAUCCCC